Messenger RNA from Biomphalaria glabrata, 1968 nucleotides. RefSeq lists its product as uncharacterized. The coding region runs from base 389 to 1756 and encodes 455 amino acids. The record is from RefSeq and is a predicted model, not a curated record. Lineage: Eukaryota; Metazoa; Mollusca; Gastropoda; Planorbidae. The transcript has 11 exons.
UGUUUGUUUUUGUUGUUGUUGUUGUUUUUCUCUAUUUUUGUAAAAAAUAAACUUUAGGAAUCUAGAUUAUAACUUCUGAACAGUAUAGAUCUAGCUCUAUCCAUAGAUUUAACAUCGUUUCAAAUAAUUAUAAAUUUUGAGAUUUGGUCCAAACAUCCGAGGAACCAUCAAGGACCAAAUGUGUUUGCCUUCUUGGGCUACCCACAAAGCACAAAGUGACAACCAUCAUAUAAGUGACCUCAAAAGGAUUAUUCAAAUCUGCAAACUGAAUCUUGAAACAUCUGUUAGUUCCAAUAGUAUUCUUCGCCUCACAAUCAAAACAUUAACAGAGGUCCUUUUCUUGUUUAAUGCUUUUGCCGAUAUAUUUUCUCUCUCGACACAUUAGACAAUGGAGCAAGUGUCUUGGACCAGAAUGAAGAUUUUGGUCAUUGGGGCCACUAGUCCGAUGGGGAUCUCUAUCAUUUCAGAGGCUCUGACAAGGGGAUAUGAGGUGAUAGCAUUGGUGAGGAAUCCAGAAAAAAUGAUAAGCUUGACUCCAAGACUACAAGUUGUUGAAGCUGAUUUCUUCAACCCCGAUGACAUCGCUGAGCAUUUAGAUGGCUGUAAAGCAGUCCUCUCGGGUAUUGAAGCUUGGCCUAGGCUAACCCCGUGCAAUAUUUACGCCAAGAGCUGCGAGGCUGUGGUUAAAGCAAUGAGACAAAAAGAUAUCAAGAGAUUAAUGGUCAUCACGUUUUUGACCAUUGAAAAAGAUCCAUUAUUGCCUUCUUGGUUGACGUGGGCUAUGAAUAAACUUCUGUUCUUAAGGAAACAUAUUUACGAAGACAUGGCGAUAUGUGAACGUUAUCUGGACUAUCAAUGCCGUGAUAUUCAGUUUACUGUGGUCAAACUUUUUGAUUUCACAAACCAGCCGUCUGAGGGUAUCCAGAUAUUAGCCAGUGAGAGUCAGUCUCCUUUAGACAUGGAUAAUCGGAUCGGUAGACAGGACCUUGCCAAGUUUAUGUUGAAUAAUCUUGCCCAGAAAGAAUAUUAUAGAAAAUUUAUCUAUGUGCGUUAUUCCAGAUAUUAUUCAGUUAAGGAAAUGGAAGAAGUAUCUCGGACCCGAAUGAAGAUUUUGGUCAUUGGGGCCACUAGCCCGAUGGGGCUCCUUAUCAUUACAGAAGCUUUGACCAGGGGCUAUGAGGUGAUAGCACUGGCGAGGAAUCCAGAGAAAAUAACAGUUUUGAAUCCGAGAUUACAAGUUUUUGAAGCUGAUAUCUUCGACCCCGAAAGCAUUGCCCAGCACUUACAAGGCUGUAAAGCGGUUCUCUCAGGCGUGGAAGUUAUGCCUAAACUAAUAACCCCUUGCAAUGUGUACUCCAAGAGCUGUGAGGCAGUGGUGAAAGCCAUGAGGGCAAAAGGAGUCAAGAGAUUCAUUCUCAUCACAUCUUGGUCAGUUCGAGAGGAUCGCAAAGUGCCCUAUUUGUGGAAGUGGGCUGUGAAAACAUUUUUGUUUUUUAUGAAGGAUAUUUUCGAGGACAUGAGCGAAUGUGAAUACUACCUGGACGAGCAUGGCCGUGAUCUUCACUACACUGUGGUCAAACCUUUUCAUUUGACAAACUCACCAUCCCAGGGUCUCCAAAUCAUAGCUAGAGAUGGUCAGUUCUGUUGGGAUAUACAACCUCAAAUCUGUAGACAGGAUCUUGCCAAGUUCAUGUUAAACAAUAUAGCUCAGCAAGCUCAUUAUAAAAAAUUUCUCUGUGUAGGACAUCCCUACUGAAAACAACAACACAUCUAUCCUGUGAACUUCCAAAUGAAAAAAAACUAAAUGCUGGUAUUUUCUGCAUAUUAUAGUGCAUUUGGGUCUCAGCUGUACAUUAUAGAGCUGACUGGAACAUCAGUAAUAUUUGUAUUGUAAUAUGACUUUUUCCAUCUGUCAUUUUGUUUACGAUCAACAUUGUUACAGCAAUAAAAUGUUUUCAAAACAAAAUA